Molecule: messenger RNA, 1346 nt
Organism: Scophthalmus maximus (turbot)
Lineage: Eukaryota; Metazoa; Chordata; Actinopteri; Pleuronectiformes; Scophthalmidae
Product: leucine-rich repeat neuronal protein 4
Exons: 2
Coding region: 161-952 (263 amino acids)
Molecular function (GO): protein binding
Source: RefSeq, a predicted model, not a curated record
ACUGAGUGCAGAAAAAGAGGGGGUGUUGAGGAGGAGGAGGAGAGAGUCUGAAAGAAUCAACUUAAGACGGUGAGAACUGUAGAGUUUGCGAGCACACGGUGAGAGCAGACAGACUGGAAACAAGUUUAAGACUUGAACUAUCCAUCAGCGUCAAACAGAGAUGACGUCACUGUGCAAGAACCAAGCGGUGCUUCUUCUUUUUCUGAUUUCCUCACCACUCCUCCACUCCCACCUCUUCACUCAUGCGGCGUCCACUUCCCCACCCAUCACUCGCCCACGAAUCCUAUUCAUGACUGGCUUGGGCUCGGAUGAUGACUAUUCCGAUGAUUACCUUGACGACCACAGCUCUCCUCCUGAAGUGCCGUCCCCUGUUAGGAUUCCUGUUCUCAACCGGGAAGCUCGGCUCUGCCCGUACAAUCCCUGUUUGGAGAAUCAGGAGCCCUGCGCCAAUCUUGCAGUGCAGAGUGGAUGCCUCUGUCCUGGGCUCAGUGGGGCUGAUCAGCCUCCUCACGCCCCUCGCAUCCAAGCACUGCUGCCAAUUAGUGAAGGGGAUGACAGGGGGAAGGUAGAGGUCCAGUGGUGUGCUCCAUCCUCUGUGGUGUCUGGGUACAGAGUGGUGGUUGAGGGAACUGAUGGUGAUGCUUUGGAGUUUGGAGAUGCUCUGCGACGAGGUUCGCUCGCAUCUUUGGAAGUUGGGACCAAGGUGUGUGUGGUGGCGGUGAACAAUGCAGGACACAGCAGCCCCUCAGAGUUCUCUUGUAAUCGGUAUGACCCUCCUGAGUCUUCUGAACAUAACGUUUUUGCCUGGGUCAUAAGUGGAGGAGUCGCCCUCCUUCUACUUGUCGUCAUAACCUCUUUGAUAUUAUGGAAGCAAAACAUGUGUCAAAGGGGCAAGAGAGACUCCACUGAUGGACUUGGGAACCCUUCUUACAGCACAGAAGGAACUCUGUAAUCCAGAUUAGUGCAUGACGGACACACCAUUCCAGUUACAAGCCCCAAUAGAGGGCACAGCGGUGUGAUUAUGAACAAAAGCCAACAUGUUCUGGGGUGGUGCUGUGAUUCAUUAUGGAAUCACAAAAUUGUUUACACUUCUGUUUCAGGAGUGGAUAUGUGAACAUACUGGGAGAAAGGGGAGUGGUGUCUGUGGAAUAGUGUGCACAAUAACAAUUAAUAACAAUUGAUUGAAUUAUUUUUGUGGGUUAUAACUGCAGGUUUAUUUGCUGGCAAAUAACUGUAGACUUAUUGUAGUGAUUGUAAAUAUUAUUUUUUUAGGAUAUAGCUACUGAUUAAAAACCUUUGUAAUGAACUAAAACUUAUUUUAAUAAAAAAAAACUGUUUAAAAUGUG